This is a messenger RNA of Talaromyces proteolyticus, 1367 nucleotides long. RefSeq names its product alpha-ketoglutarate-dependent taurine dioxygenase. The transcript has 5 exons. The coding region runs from base 105 to 1250 and encodes 381 amino acids. NCBI's taxonomy places the organism in Eukaryota, Fungi, Ascomycota, Eurotiomycetes, Eurotiales, Trichocomaceae. Gene Ontology annotation, molecular function: 2-oxoglutarate-dependent dioxygenase activity. The record is from RefSeq and is a predicted model, not a curated record. Gene Ontology annotation, cellular component: cytoplasm.
GGGAGAUACUUAAUAAUCUAUUUCCCAAAUGCUAGUUCCUCAACAUUGAGAUAUUGUACACGGAAUUAAUACUGCAUUGAACCGGAACAACAAGAGAAGAAAUCAUGGCACCUGCAUUGGUCGAAUCACUUCCCGUGAGGGAACCCGCUGAGAAGAAAAAAAUCAAUGAGGGCUUCAAUAAAGAGUUCUUCAUCGGGGGCAGCAAUGCAUAUGACGAUAGCACUGAGACCAAGGGUACCGCGACUCAGCCUCCAGCCACAUAUCCCAACUACCUCCCUGUUUGGGACAAUGAGAAAGGUGUCAAGUAUCCUCCCUGGACACCCUUCGAACACUAUGAGCAUGGCAAAGAUGCCGAUCCCUCGUUCCAGGACCUCCUCCCAGAAAAUAAAGCUCAGGUCACCGAGGUCACGCCUUACAUUGGUUCUGAAGUUCACGGCGUGCAACUGAGCGAACUUACAGAUGCAGGGAAGGACCAGUUGGCUCUAUUCGUUGCCCAACGCAAAAUUGUUGCCUUCCGUGACCAAGAUUUUGCAAAGCUCCCAAUAGACAAGGCACUGGAGUUUGGCGGCUAUUUCGGUCGCCACCACAUCCACCCUACUUCGGGCGCGCCCAAGGGAUUCCCAGAAAUUCAUCUCGUCCACCGCGGGGCUGAUGACAAGUCCGGCUUGGACUUUUUGGAGCAACACACUAAUUCCAUUACAUGGCACUCAGAUGUCACUUACGAAGCUCAGCCUCCGGGCACCACUUUUCUCUACCUACUUGAUGGGCCGACCAGUGGUGGUGACACCCUUUUCGUGAAUAUGGCUAAAGCUUACGAACGCCUUUCGCCUGAGUUCCAAAAGCGUCUGCAUGGCCUCAAGGCUGUUCACUCUGGUUUUGAGCAAGCCCAAAGCGCCUUGGCGAGGGACAGUACUGUAAGAAGAGACCCUGUGCAGCAUGAGCACCCGAUCGUGCGUACACAUCCUGUGACCGGCGAGAAAGCGCUCUAUGUGAACCCACAAUUCACCCGAUACAUCGUUGGAUACAAGAAGGAAGAGUCAGACUUCUUACUGAAAUUCUUGUUUGACCACAUCGCUCUAUCGCAAGACUUGCAGACCCGUGUGAAAUGGGCCCCGGGAACUGUUGUUGUUUGGGAUAACCGUGUAACCGCCCAUUCGGCGCUGUAUGACUGGAACGACGGCCAGCGACGUCAUCUUGCCCGUAUUACGCCUCAAGCAGAGCGUCCAUACGAAACACCUUUUGCAGCCUGAUGGAUUAGAAGACGGUGUUUUAAGCUAGAGAAUCACAGUUGGUAAAGCGAUUGGUUGGGAAAUUGGUAUCAGGUAUCGCACGACUGACUAGACAAGUAAAUAAACGGGAAUAAGACA